This is a messenger RNA of Cavia porcellus (domestic guinea pig), 864 nucleotides long. RefSeq names its product translocator protein (gene Tspo). The transcript has 4 exons. The coding region runs from base 163 to 672 and encodes 169 amino acids. Gene Ontology annotation, molecular function: cholesterol binding. NCBI's taxonomy places the organism in Eukaryota, Metazoa, Chordata, Mammalia, Rodentia, Caviidae. Gene Ontology annotation, cellular component: endoplasmic reticulum; membrane. The record is from RefSeq and is a predicted model, not a curated record.
AGAGAGGCCAGGCCGCCAGCCAGCCACCGCCUCCAGCUCCCAGGCGGGGCGGGGCGGGCGCAGGGCGGGUGCCGCGCGGACUGGGCCACCAGGCUCAGUGUCUUCCGGAGAGCGGCCCUCCUCCCGGCCCUCUGUUCUCUUCCAGUUUCCAGGACAACAGCCAUGGCUACAUCCUGGGUGCCCGCCGUGGGCCUCACGCUUGUGCCCAGUCUGGGGGGCUUCGUGGGCGCCUACUUCGUCCGUGGUGAGGGACUUCGCUGGUAUGCCACCCUGCAGAAGCCCUCGUGGCACCCGCCGCGCUGGGCUCUGGCCCCCAUCUGGGGUACGCUGUACUCGGCCAUGGGGUACGGAUCCUACCUGAUCUGGAAGGAGCUGGGUGGAUUCACGGAGGAGGCCGUGGGUCCUCUGGGCCUAUAUGCUGGGCAGCUGGCCCUGAACUGGGCGUGGCCCCCCAUCUUCUUUGGUGCUCGGCAGAUGGGUUGGGCCCUGGUGGACCUCCUGCUUGUCAGCGGGGGAGCGGUGAUCACGACUGUGGCCUGGUACCACGUGAGCCCGCCGGCCGCCCGCCUGCUCUACCCAUACCUGGCCUGGCUGGCCUUCGCGACCCUGCUCAACUACCGAGUGUGGCAGGAUAACCGUGGCCGCCGUGGGGACCGGCACACCGCAGAGUGAGGGUGUGCCAGGGACUGGGACCAGGGCCAGCAGGUGCUGUUGGUCACCAGGCCUGUCGGGGAUGUGGCCUGGACUCAGCAGUGGUGCAGAGGUGGCCUAGGCUGAGCCCCGUGGGGAGCAGUGUCCUAUGCUUCUAUGCUGCUCGGAGCUUCUGGGCACAGCAAUUUACAGCUGAAUAAAAUGCCAACCUCC